Manihot esculenta (cassava) is the source of this 2587-nucleotide messenger RNA. Its product is annotated as RNA-binding KH domain-containing protein RCF3. The record is from RefSeq and is a predicted model, not a curated record. Bases 228 to 2294 code for a protein of 688 amino acids. Gene Ontology annotation, molecular function: mRNA binding. Gene Ontology annotation, cellular component: cytoplasm; nucleus. Lineage: Eukaryota; Viridiplantae; Streptophyta; Magnoliopsida; Malpighiales; Euphorbiaceae. The transcript is spliced from 9 exons. Gene Ontology annotation, biological process: regulation of gene expression.
CUGAGAAAAACCGGUUCCCAAUUUUCAUCACCGAGAGGUAGCGAGUAACCACACACCUUUUCUUUCCUGUCCGACGGCAUAGCGCAGUACAAAUAAAACCUAGUAUUAGCGGACAUCGAGCGAGAAAGCCACACCUAUUUUCACCAUAAGCGCGCCACAUUGAUUUGCUGCUUUCCCAAGUUUCUGUGAACUUGGCAGUGAAACAGGAUUGCUAAUAAUCUGUGGGCAUGUCUGCUGCAUUGACGCCUUCUAAGAGGCCACAUGAUCGGAACCUUAAUGAGUCGAAUGGAAAAGGAAAAUGGCAAAAGACAUCUGGCCUUAAUUCCCCCAAUCAAUCCGUGAAAACCUCUAGUGGUGGUGUUGUUUUCCGAAUACUUUGUCCUGCUUCCAAAACAGGUAGUGUUAUUGGGAAAGGUGGUGCCAUCAUAUCACAAAUCCGUCAAGAAACUGGUGCAAAGGUCAGAGUUGAGGAAACUGUCCCUGGAUGUGAUGAGAGGGUAGUUGUCAUUGUGGGUUCUGAUAAGGAUAUUGAAGUCAAUAAUGAACAGAAUGGGGAGGAUGGUGAUAAAAAAGCUAAUGUGGCUGAAGAGGGUGAUGAAAAGAAAGACAAUGGUGAGGAAAAUGAAAAUAAGGAAACAGUUCCUGCUGUUGACUCAUCAAAGUCUGUAAAAGAAACAUCAUCCCUGCAGAAAGCUUUGUUACUUGUUUAUGAAAGAAUAGUUGAAGCAGACCCAGAUACGGGUGGGGGAGAUGAGGAAGAUAACAAGCCUUCUAUGUUCAUUUUGAGGUUACUUGUGCUUUCCGGUCAAGUUGGAUGCCUUUUGGGAAAGGGUGGCAGUGUAAUCAAGCAAAUGUCAGCAGAAAGCGGGGCACAGAUUCGGAUUCUUCCUAGGGAUAAACUCCCUAUAUGUGCAUCACCAUCUGAUGAGCUAGUUCAGAUCACAGGAGAGGUUGAUGCUGUGAGGAAAGCUAUUCAAUUAGUGACUCAGCAGCUUCUGGAGAAUCCACCCAGGGAUCAUGACUCUUUCCCUUCCAAUUCUACAGGACCGUCAUUUCAUUCAUUUGGUCAUCCUCCUCCUAGGCCAGAAGCAUAUCCACCACCAUAUCAGUCUUUUAAUGCUCGGGGAACAACUUAUGGUGCUGGACCUCGGGAUUUUCAUGAAAGUGGUAUUCCUGGUCGAAUGAAGCCUGCUUCAGAUAUAAUAACCUUCCGAUUGCUAUGUCUUGAUGAGAAGGUAGGUGGUGUCAUUGGAAAAGGAGGAACUAUAAUAAAAACUCUUCAGCAAGAAACAGGCUGUGAUAUCAAAGUUUUGGAGGGGGUUUCUAAUUCAGAGGACCGCAUUAUUCUCAUUUCUGGUCCAGCGCACCCGGAUGAUAGGAUAUCGGCUCCACAAGAUGCAGUUCUUCGUGUACAAACCAGGAUUGCUCGGGCUUUACCUUUAUCUGAUGGUAAAGAGAGGACUGUGAUUGCUAGGCUUCUUGUCUCCUCAAAUCAAAUUGGUUGCCUCCUUGGCAAGGGCGGUGCCAUCAUGGCAGAAAUGAGGAAAUCAACUGGGGCCUAUAUUCGAAUACUGGGGAAGGAUCAAGUUCCAAAAUGUGCUUCAGAAAAUGAAGAAGUGGUUCAGAUAAAUGGAGAAUAUGAAGUAGUUCAAGAAGCACUUCUGCAGAUAACCACCAGGUUGCGCAAUCAUUUCUUUCGUGAUGUAUAUCCUUCUAUAGAUCAUCCCUCUAAUCCUCCCUUUCUGGAUCAACCUCCAUUUCCUCCAUACAUGGGAAGAAGGGAACUCUCGCCUCCAUUCCAUGCAUUUCACAGUUUUGAUGGCAUGGGUGGUCCACCUCCACAUGGUGGUUUCCAUCCCCAUGAUGAUCGUCCUCCUUUCAUGCACAAUAUUCAUAGACCAGGCAUGCCCCCACAUAUGUCCGAAAGAAGACCUUGGGGUCCACAGGGACCUAUUGAGGGUGGUCCUCCGGUGGGAUUGCCAGAUUUUGGAGGACCUCCACCUAGAAGACUUUCUGGUUUUGGAGGGGUUAACCAUCCAGCGAUUAUUACAAGCACUACUGUUGAAGUUGUUGUUCCUCGUACUGUGGUCCCCGUAAUUUAUGGAGAAGAUGGUUUAUGUCUGAAACAAAUUUGCCAGAUUUCGGAUGCUAAAAUUACAAUUAAUGAGCCGAAGCCUGGAGCAACAGAAACUAUGAUUAUAAUAUCUGGAACUCCUGAACAGACGCAUGCAGCUCAGAGCCUCAUUCAAGCUUUUGUGAUGAGUGAAAGGGACUCCACUUCAUCUUUACAAUAAGUUAUGGGAAGGAAGUCGAGGAACUAAACGAGUGGAUGUUGAUACCUUCUCUGCUGAAGAUUGGAGAUAGCGGUAAUCUAAAUUGGCAGUUUUGGUGAGUACUGUGAAACCUGUCUGAUCUUAUUGGUGAAAAGAUGGCAUUGAAGGCUGGCAUACAUGUUCAAUCUCUUAGGAAGAAGGACAAGUGAUCAAAAUGUACUCAAACAACCAUAAGAGUUGUCAAACACUACUUACAUUUUGAUCUUGUUUGGAGGAUGAAUUAUUAGUAGAUUGCAAGAAAAUUUUAUGAUUUA